AUGUUGACAGCCUUCGCUGCCGUUGACAACGCGUACUUCCGAUGCGGGUUUCUACAACAGGGCGCGGAAUCUGACAGGUUUUUGAGAGCUCGUUCGGCAGAUUACGACACAUAUGAUCCGAAGAGUAGUAAAAGGACAGACGUAGUUCAACAGGACGUCAUGCAGGUCGGGAAUCGCUGGUCGAGAUUUCAAGAAGCGAAUCGUGAAAACAUUGGCAACAAUGUGAACAACACAACACAAGAAGAUCCAGAAAUGACGCAGUUGAACGAACAAAACGUUCUUCAGCCUCAAGUACUCGCUUACAAAGCUGUCCUAGAUGGAUGUUAA
This is a messenger RNA of Necator americanus (New World hookworm), 327 nucleotides long. RefSeq lists its product as uncharacterized. The coding region runs from base 1 to 327 and encodes 108 amino acids. NCBI's taxonomy places the organism in Eukaryota, Metazoa, Nematoda, Chromadorea, Rhabditida, Ancylostomatidae. The transcript is spliced from 5 exons. The record is from RefSeq and is a predicted model, not a curated record.